Messenger RNA from Biomphalaria glabrata, 554 nucleotides. Its product is annotated as nacrein-like protein C1. Bases 84 to 422 code for a protein of 112 amino acids. NCBI's taxonomy places the organism in Eukaryota, Metazoa, Mollusca, Gastropoda, Planorbidae. The transcript has 3 exons. The record is from RefSeq and is a predicted model, not a curated record.
AACGACAGUCAGUGACAGUAUCCAGAAGUGAAACAGCUUUCUUCAUAACUUUGAUUUCCGUCAAUCACCAUCUCAAAACAAUCAUGAAGGUCGCCAUUGUGCUAUGUCUGGUUGUUGUGGCUGUCAGCGCUGGGGGUUACGGCGGUGCCUCCAGAGGCAAUGGUUAUGCCGACAACGAUGAUCGCCGCAACAAUGGCUACGCAGGCAACAAUGGCAACAACAAUGGUUACCCAGGCAACGGUGGCUACGCAGGAAACAAUGGCAACAACAAUGGUUACGCAGGCAACAGUGGCUACGCAGGCAACAAUGGCAACAACAAUGGUUACGCAGGAAAGAGUGGCUACGGAGGCAACAAUGGUUACCCAGGCAACAGUGGUUACGGGGGUAACAGCGGCUACAAUAACGGUCGUUAUGGAAAAUAAAAUAUGCAAAAGAUGAUCGCCUGCAGAAACAGAUGACAUUUUACAUAUUUGUUUGUAAUCUAAACUCAAUGGAGAAACUUUGAGAAUUAUAACAGAAGUAGCAACCAAAUAAAAUAUGUUUAUCGAGCAAUU